GGCGGGGAGGACCUGUGGGACUGCAUAUGCAAAGGCUUACUUCAUAUUAAUGAGCACCAAUCGCGGCUUUAAGUCCUUGAUUAGGAGAGUGCCGCAGCUUUUGGUCCCAGCCGACUAUGCCUAUAGGCUUGUCACCAGGAGAACGCGUGUACUAAUUGCAGUGCUCAGUCACCGAACGAGGAAGCUCUGAGAACAGGGACAGCGAGACAGCGAGAGAGAAGGACACAGAGAGAGAGAGAGAGAGAGAGAGAGAGAGAGAGAGGGGAAAAAAAAAACUUUGAUUUAUAGAGGGGUUUGCACAAAUGAUGUUGCCAGAACGCACAUGGAUUCGGUAGAAGUUUCCCUCCCAGAGUGUUUUUCCCUGCACUCUGAUCAAGAGUAGAAUGAAUUUAUCAAAGGCCCAAGUUAAUAGCGAAGAUAAGUACGGCAAAUGCACAGCGUGGAGAAUGCCACAACAUUACGACCUCGAGGCCAGUCACGUGCGCGACGCGCAUGCUCUAUAUAACCAAAGGCUCCUCUGCAGAAUGUCAAGCAAGGACCGCCACAUUGAGUCAAGCUGCCCCUCGUACAUCAAGACGGAGCCCUCGAGCCCGGCCUCUCUCACCGACAGCAUCAACCACCACAGCCCCGGGGGUUCCUCGGACGCCAGCGGCAGCUACAGCUCCACCAUGAACGGCCACCAGAACGGCCUGGACUCGCCCACCCUGUACGGCCCCAACGCCGGCCUGGGCCCCAACGCCGCCGCCGCCGCCGCGGCCGCCGCCGCCAAGCGCUACGAGGACUGCUCCAGCACCAUCACCGAGGACUCGCAGAUCAAGUGCGAGUACAUGCUCAACUCCAUGCCCAAGCGGCUGUGCCUGGUGUGCGGAGACAUCGCCUCAGGGUACCACUACGGCGUGGCCUCCUGCGAAGCCUGCAAGGCCUUCUUCAAGAGGACCAUCCAAGGGAACAUCGAGUACAGCUGCCCCGCCACAAACGAAUGUGAGAUCACCAAGCGCAGACGGAAGUCCUGCCAAGCCUGCCGCUUCAUGAAGUGUCUAACGGUCGGCAUGAUGAGAGAAGGUAAGCGGGGAGGUGAGUGUGUAUGGAUGUGUGUGUGUAUGUGUGUGUGUGUGUCGCCGUGGACAGCAAAGGUAAGUUACACACACACAAACAAUGACAAUGUAUGUAUUUUGGUAGAGUGUGUCGUAGUGUAUUAAAAUGUGUGUGUGAGUGUGUGAGUGAGAGAGAGAAAGUCAUUCCACCAUUUUAAAUAGCUUUUUCCCCAACUGAUACCUCUCCUAGUCCCUCAGCCUGCCAAAGGGAAGCCGAAAAAACACAAGACUUGUAAACAAAUAAA
Molecule: messenger RNA, 1339 nt
Organism: Clupea harengus (Atlantic herring)
Lineage: Eukaryota; Metazoa; Chordata; Actinopteri; Clupeiformes; Clupeidae
Gene: esrrga
Product: estrogen-related receptor gamma a
Exons: 4
Coding region: 384-1199 (271 amino acids)
Biological process (GO): regulation of DNA-templated transcription
Molecular function (GO): sequence-specific DNA binding; DNA-binding transcription factor activity; zinc ion binding
Source: RefSeq, a predicted model, not a curated record